This is a messenger RNA of Darwinula stevensoni, 1057 nucleotides long. NCBI's taxonomy places the organism in Eukaryota, Metazoa, Arthropoda, Ostracoda, Podocopida, Darwinulidae. The record is from the annotation of a GenBank genome assembly.
CCCCACUGAGAAAUACAUCUUCGACUCCAUUCUGUCAGCGUUCGGGAAGGAUGUCAUAAAAAAUAUUUAUCUGAUGAUCACAUUUGCAGACAGCAAGAGUCCACCUGUUCUUGAGGCUGUCAAGGAAGCCAACAUACCCUUCGUGGAAUCCUUUUGUUUCAAUAAUUCGGCCUUGUUUACGUCCAACGAAGUGAAGGACUCCCGAGAUCUUCGAUUCGAUACUAUGUUUUGGAAACUGGGAGCGAAGAGUUUCUCUAACUUCUUUGACAGAUUCCGGGAAUCUAAGCCUGUCAGUCUCCAGCUUAGCAACCAAGUUUUGAAGGAAAGACAUGCUCUUGAAGCGACCAUCCAAGCGAUCCAGACUCGAAUUCAAUAUGAUGAAAUUGCCUUAAGGCCGAAUCCUUUGUCCAUUAUCGACUAUGUGGACCUAUUGAUCACGUCGGAGAACUUCCAAAUGAAGCCUGGCUUCAUGAAUAGGGUCAGAAUCCUCAAUGAAAUCCGUGAGAGCCUGGGCAAGGAGGGAGGCGGAGACGAGAGAAUCUAUCACCAGGGAACGAGAGAAAAAGGAACCAAUUCAACACAUUUCUCAAUGUGCAAGCGUUUAGGAAUGAGUCAGAACCACCAAACGGAAGACGAAAUCCCUAACCGAAAUCCGAAUGCUAUCUACAUUAAUAGAGCUCAGGGACUUGAAGAAGAGGCCGUGAAGGUCUCUAUUUACGGUAUUGGGGAUUUCUUGAUUGGCCUCUUCAACGUCAUCUUGGAUGUGACCAGUGGGGAUCUCCAUCGCUGGACCCUUGAGAAAGUGCUUCAACCAGAUAAUGACAUCCUCAUUCUCGAAAACAAUCUCGAUUAUGGAAACAUGUUAUUGAAGAUCAUUUUCAUCCCACCUAAUAAAUGGGGCAAUAAUUUAUGGAGGGCUUCAUCCUCCUAGUUCUCCAGGCCAACUGUCUACAAAUUCACCAUGUACAUUGGCACAGCCUGUAACCCGUUGAUUCCGACGCUUCAGCUUCAUUUGUAUCCUCAUGAUGAAAUAAACUUCAAUCUAUUGAAUCUUUGA